This is a messenger RNA of Gadus morhua (Atlantic cod), 1598 nucleotides long. RefSeq names its product odorant receptor 131-2-like. The record is from RefSeq and is a predicted model, not a curated record. The transcript is spliced from 4 exons. The coding region runs from base 22 to 1107 and encodes 361 amino acids. Lineage: Eukaryota; Metazoa; Chordata; Actinopteri; Gadiformes; Gadidae. Gene Ontology annotation, molecular function: G protein-coupled receptor activity; olfactory receptor activity; odorant binding. Gene Ontology annotation, biological process: detection of chemical stimulus involved in sensory perception of smell; G protein-coupled receptor signaling pathway. Gene Ontology annotation, cellular component: membrane.
UAAAGGCAGAGCUGGUUCAACAUGAACGCCACUCGCCUAGACACUCUGAAGGAGGCCUUCACCAAGAAUUUCAUCACGGUCUUCCUCAGCGUCAUCAUCAACCUCGUCAACGGCUCUUUUGUCUACAUCUACUUCAGGAGUCAAGAGUUCCAGAGGGACCCUAGGUAUGUGCUGUUCAUCCACCUGGUCCUUAAUGACAUGGUGCUGUUGAGCCUUUCUGUGGCGCUACAGAUCAUAGUCUACACCUUCCGGCUCACACUCGCCCCCUGCUGUUUCCUGAUCCUCAUCCUCCUCACCGCAAACAAUCCAGUGACCAUAGCCUGCACGUUGGUAUUACUAGUUAGGUCGGAACUACUAGCAGCACUGUAUUCCAGGAACAGUCCAGUGAACCUAGCCUGCAUGGCGGUGGAGCGCUACAUCGCUGUGUGUUGGCCGCUACAGCACCCCCAGCUGUGCACCGUGGGUCGCACCUACUGCCUGAUCGGCCUCAUCUGGGGCGUGUCCUUCCUCCCCGGCCUCAGCAACCUGGUCAUCCUGCUGCUGAACUGGCCUGCUUCCGGGUCCUGGUUCUCGGUGGUCACCUGCUACGCCAACCGCAUCUUCAACACGCCCCAGCACCAGACCAGCGACCUUUUCAUGGAAGUCUUCUUCCUGUCCGUGGUGAGCGUCACCCUGGCCGCCACCUACCUCAAGGUGCUGUUCGCCGCCAGCGCCGCCUCCGCCAGCAGCCGAGCGUCGGCCAGGAAGGCGAGGAACACCAUCCUGCUCCACGGCGUCCAGCUGCUCAUCUGCAUGCUCACCUACGUGGCGCCGUUCGUCUGCGUACACCUCAUCAGGGCCAUGCCCCACCAGCUCACCCUAAUCCUCUUAAUCUCAUUCAUCCUCGUCAACAUCCUGCCGCGCCUCCUCAGCCCCCUCAUCUACGGCGUGCGCGACCAAAAGUUCAGGACUCAGAUCAGACUGCUCUUCUCCUGCAGGAGCUCUGGGCCUGGGGAGGGCGAGAGACUGAAGCCCACAGCAGACAAGAGAGUUGGACCAGUGGAGGGUAAUAGAGGGACAGCGACAGCGGGAGAGAGAGGGAGCUCCAAAAAGAUUAAAAGUAGAUGAAAUUCAGCAAUAAAGCUACUGUUUAGCUGCUCAUAGAUGGCACACAGGCUACCCAAACUAGUAAACGUUGUUCAAAGUUUGGAAAUAGAUUUAGCACACAAAGAUUUUAAAAUACAAAUAGAAGAAUGAAAGGGAUUUUAGAUUGUAUGCUUAAUUAAUUCAGAGUACCAGUAGGCAUACAUGCUGACCAACUACGUGACAUUAAAUGUUUAUUGAUCUAUACUUAGGCAACCCUAACCCUAACCCUUAUAACAAUGUUUAUAACAUUAUAUGCUUAAAAUAUGCAUUGAUUUCGUGCUUUGUUUGCUGUAACGCCACCUGUUCGCAACUAGAUGGGGACAUCCUCUCAGUAAAGAUUAAGAACGCUGAAUAAAGAGGCCUAUUAAGCCUAAACCAUUCUUGAGAAUUACAACGACUUCAAUGUGCAUAAUGUUCGGCUCAACGUCUGUAUAUGUUUUUAAAUGCACACACAAAUAAAGUAUUUUCUUGUU